UCCCCAUUUCCUCUUUCUUCAUUUUUCUCUUCUUCACUUGUAAUUGGCAUCACCAAAUUUCGGUGGUGAACACAUUGCUUGUGAUUCUCACGUGGGUUGCUGUGAUUCACAAACAUUCACGUAUGACAAAAACUAAUUAAGGCCAAGUUGGGCAAAAUUUUGGUCUGAAAUAAAGGACAAAGACCAACUCAACAUGAACAGACCCAUAAAUAGAAGAACUCAUAAAACCCAGUUCAUGGCCCAGAAAAAGUUGACGAAAACAAACAAAGGCACUUUGAUUCGAGACAUCAGCACUUAGAACUAUAGCCUGCAACAACAACUACUAUAGAUUAAUCCAGUGUUCUUCAAGGGUUUUGAGUUCUCAACACUCCCUUCCUUUUCUCAUCCUUACAAUUUCAUUCGCCAUUUCCUUGACAUGAUCCUCUCAAAACCACACUAAACCCAAAAUCUGCAGCAAGAUAACCAUGUCGAACACCGCCGGAUCAGAUCUACUAAAAACCUUUAAACUCAAAACAAAGCAACAAGAACUCCUGAUCCGAGUCUCAAUCCUCUGUCUUGUCUACAUCUUAGCCUUCAUUACCCGUCUCUUCUCCGUCCUCCGCUAUGAAUCCAUGAUCCAUGAAUUCGACCCUUACUUCAACUACCGUACCACCCUUUACCUUACCCAAAACGGCUUCUACGAUUUCUGGAACUGGUUCGACUCUGAAAGCUGGUAUCCUUUAGGCCGAAUCAUUGGCGGCACCCUUUACCCUGGCCUCAUGGUAACCGCCGCACUUAUUUAUCGCCUCCUCCAUUUCCUUCGUUUCGCCGUCCAUAUCCGUGAAGUGUGCGUUUUAACGGCUCCGUUUUUCGCUUCGAAUACGACCCUCGUUGCUUAUUUCUUCGGGAAAGAAAUAUGGGAUUCCGGGGCUGGGCUUGUUGCUGCAAUUUUAAUUGCUGUUUGUCCUGGUUACAUAUCCAGGUCCGUGGCUGGUUCUUAUGAUAAUGAAGGAGUUGCCAUUUUCGCUUUACUUUUCACGUUUUAUUUAUUCGUGAAGGCGGUUAAUACCGGAUCGUUGGCUUGGGGUUUGGCUUCGGCUUUUGGCUAUUUUUACAUGGUUUCCGCUUGGGGAGGAUAUGUUUUUAUUAUUAACUUGAUCCCACUUUAUGUGUUGGUGCUUUUGAUUACUGGGAGGUAUUCGAUGAGGUUAUAUGUUGCCUAUAAUUGUAUGUAUGUUUUGGGAAUGUUGCUCGCAAUGCAGAUUCGGUUUGUUGGAUUUCAACAUGUACAAUCUGGUGAACAUAUGGCCGCCAUGGGUGUCUUCUUCUUGAUGCAGGUUUUCUAUUUUUUAGAUUGGGUGAAGCACAUGCUUAGUGACACAAAAUUGUUUCAAGCCUUUUUGAGGAUCACCGUGACCUGUGCAGUAGCUGUGGGAGGUGUCGCCUUGGGAGUAGGCACAGUAUCUGGCUAUAUUUCACCUUGGACAGGAAGGUUUUACUCUUUGCUGGAUCCAACCUAUGCCAAGGAUCACAUCCCCAUUAUUGCAUCUGUUUCUGAGCAUCAGCCAACAGCAUGGUCAUCUUUCAUGUUUGACUUCCAUAUCCUGCUUUUCCUUUUCCCAGCUGGUGUUUAUUUCUGCUUCAAACGGUUGUCAGAUGCCACUAUGUUUAUCGUCAUGUAUGGCCUCACAAGCUUGUAUUUUGCUGGUGUCAUGGUUCGGUUGAUUCUUGUUGCUACACCUGCAGUUUGCCUUAUUAGUGCUAUUGCUGUUUCUGCCACCGUGAAGAAUUUGACUGUACUGUUGAGGUCGAAGAACAAGGUUGUCCAGACUGGUUCCACUAAAGGAACUAGCAGUGCAAAGGCCUCUUCUAAGGCUUCCCUUGAUCAAUCCCAACCUUUCCAGAAAAAUGGUGCUAUGGCAUUGCUCUUUGGUGCUUUUUACUUGCUCAGUAAGUAUGCUACCCACUGUACAUGGGUCACUUCAGAGGCUUACUCAUCUCCUUCAAUUGUGCUGGCUGCAAGAGGUGCCCAUGGGAAUAGGGUGAUAUUUGAUGAUUAUCGUGAGGCAUACUUUUGGCUUCGGCAAAAUACUCCUCCAGAUGCUAAGGUGAUGUCUUGGUGGGAUUAUGGGUAUCAAAUCACUGCCAUGGGAAACAGAACUGUUAUUGUUGACAACAAUACUUGGAAUAAUACACAUAUUGCUACUGUUGGGCGUGCAAUGUCAUCUUAUGAAGAUGAGGCAUAUGAGAUAAUGAGAUCACUUGAUGUGGAUUAUGUUUUAGUUGUCUUUGGAGGUGUUACAGGUUAUUCUUCUGAUGAUAUUAACAAAUUUUUGUGGAUGGUGAGGAUUGGAGGUGGAGUAUUUCCUGUAAUCAAGGAACCUGACUACCUUGUUAAUGGUGAAUAUCGUGUUGACAAAGGUGCAGCUCCUAAAAUGUUGAAUUGCCUCAUGUACAAGCUAUGUUACUAUCGGUUUGGAGAGCUGGUGACAGAAUAUGGCAAACCUCCUGGCUAUGAUCGUGCGCGAGGUGUUGAAAUUGGAAAUAAAGACAUUAAACUUGAGCACUUAGAAGAGGCAUUUACGACAUCUAAUUGGAUAGUUCGUAUUUAUAAAGUUAAACCACCAAAUAAUAGGUGGUAAGAGUUUCUGCUUCCAACUCUCGGAUCUUGAAAAGGACAUGGUAGAUGUAAUUGUGCUGGAGUCUUGGAAUAUAGAUUAGCUGUAGCAACCAAGCAUAUUUUCUUGAGACUGAGUUGGUUACAAUGUUCAAGGCUAUUAGGUUUUCUACAACCCCAUUUUUGCAGAUUUGAUACAUUGGCAUCCCCUUUUCACCUAUUUGGUUAAUUAAUAUCCAUCAUAUCAAUGAUAAACUGUCGUUCAGUUCCUUGAUUAUUUACCACUUUGUAACUGCCUUUCUAUGAGAGGUGAAGAAAUGAACGUUUCUUAGUAUGUCUCAAUUUGAAACUAUUAAGUUAAAACUUUUAGUAAACGUCUGAAUGAUUUGGAUUGAAAUUUAAAAUUUUGUGACAUUUCCUCAAUUGUACCACUAAUCUUCGAUCCUUCCACAAAAUUUCAUUUUUAUUUCUUACGACUUUUUUGAAUUCAUUUAAUAUGAAAAAGAUGUGCUACAUGCCGUUCACCUCAACUUCACAGGGAAAAUUAAUUUGAGCAUCCACACAUGCUAUGCAUGGACCUUUUAUAAAUGACUUAUUGCCCGAUGUGCGAUAAUGACAACAUAUUUCAUGUGGAAAGAAAAAGAGCAUGAUAACAAAACUUGUACCCAUGACUGGAACACAUGGACUCCAGCUCAGAAAAAGGAGAGGGUUCAAAGAAUUGAUUCUCUUUCUUGAA
Durio zibethinus is the source of this 3332-nucleotide messenger RNA. Its product is annotated as dolichyl-diphosphooligosaccharide--protein glycosyltransferase subunit STT3B. Gene Ontology annotation, cellular component: membrane. The record is from RefSeq and is a predicted model, not a curated record. Gene Ontology annotation, molecular function: oligosaccharyl transferase activity. Lineage: Eukaryota; Viridiplantae; Streptophyta; Magnoliopsida; Malvales; Malvaceae.